Syzygium oleosum is the source of this 1079-nucleotide messenger RNA. RefSeq names its product methylecgonone reductase-like. The record is from RefSeq and is a predicted model, not a curated record. Gene Ontology annotation, molecular function: aldose reductase (NADPH) activity. The coding region runs from base 17 to 964 and encodes 315 amino acids. Lineage: Eukaryota; Viridiplantae; Streptophyta; Magnoliopsida; Myrtales; Myrtaceae. Gene Ontology annotation, cellular component: cytosol. The transcript is spliced from 4 exons.
CACACGAGAAACAACAAUGGACGUUGUGCUGAGUUCAGGACACAGAAUGCCGUUGAUCGGAUUAGGAACGUUCACGAUCCCCCUGCCACCGCCCGACAUGCUGACAUCCAUAUUCCUCGAGGCCAUCGAAGAGGGGUACCGCCACUUCGACACGGCGGCGUGCUAUGGCUCCGAAGGGGCACUUGGCCGAGCCGUGGCUGAGGCCCUGGACCAAGGGCUCAUCGAGAACCGCAGCCACAUCUUCAUCACCACCAAGCUCUGGUGCACUUACGCUCAUCCGGAUCUUGUUCUUCCCGCUCUCAAGAAGUCUCUCAAGAGGCUAGGGUUGGAGUAUGUGGAUCUGUAUCUAAUCCACUGGCCAGCAAGAGUGAAGGAGGGAACCGAAGGGUUCGAUUUCAAGGGCAAAGUUUUGCCAUUUGACAUGAAAGGGACAUGGGAGGCCAUGGAAGAGUGCUCCAAGCUGGGCUUGGCCAUGUCCAUUGGAGUCAGCAAUUUUGGCACUAAGAAGCUCUCUCAACUCCUUGUGCAUGCCACAAUUCCUCCUGCUGUAAACCAGGUGGAGAUGAAUCUUGCGUGGCAACAAGAGAAGCUGAGGACGUAUUGUAGAGAGAAAGGCAUACAUGUGAGUGCGUGGUCUCCAUUAGCAGCGAAUGGAGCUGCUUGGGGUUCAUUAGCCGUUAUGGAGAGUCCCCUGCUUAAGGAGAUUGCUGUUGCCAAAGGAAAGUCUGUGGCUCAGGUUGCACUGAGAUGGAUAUAUGAGCAAGGGUCGAGCUUCAUCGUGAAGAGCUUCAACAAGGACAGAAUGAGAGGGAACCUGCAAAUUCUGGGAUGGGAACUUAGCCAGGAGGAUUUGGAGAGGUUGAAGCUGCAAAUCCCACAGAAAAGAGGAUAUGCAGGAGAGAAUUACAUUUCUGAAGAUGGGCCUUACAAGACGGUGGAUGAGCUGUGGGAUGGAGACCCUUGACGAUCCCCGACAUCAUUUUUCACGUUGUUUCAAAUGUGUUUGCAAUUAUAUGUGAGUUGAGCAAGGUGUUUUCAAGAAUUUGUUUGAGAAUAUACAUAAAGAUUUCGUUGUACGA